GAAUUCAGAUGAUAAUUAUUGUGCAAUUACUGGUAUGAACACAUUACUCUGUGCUCCUAUUCAGACUCAGAUGCAACAAAAGGAGUUUUCAGUUAUAGACCACAUCCAUGAAAGGAAACAUGCAAAUGACCAGACAGUCAUCUUUUCAGAUGAAAACCAGAUGGACCUGACAGCAAGCCACACUGUGAUGAUUUCCAAAGGGCUUUCAGAGUGUACCAAAAAUGAAAAUUCCACAAAAAUAGAUACUACAUCCUUUCUGAAGAAUUUAAAGUAUCGUGCUGAGAAUUCAAGAAUUACAAAGGAAUUAGAGUGUCCCCUAACUUCCAUAAGUAAAAACACUUUCUCAGAAAAAACAAAUUCUGAUAACUUCAUAAAAAGAUUAAAAACAGGAAAAUGCAGUACUUCUCUUUCUACAGAGCUUGACAAGGAAAAUUCUGAGAUACUUGUAUAUUCCAAAGAAUCAAACAGUGCCUCUUCUACACAUCCAAUGCCUGUAUCUCAUAAUGUAGAUGAAAAUAGUAGUAAUAGGACUAGAAUCUUUAGAGAACAAGAUGAUGGAAUGAACUUGACCGAGUGUCAUACAGCCUAUAUUCAGACUUGGAGUCCUCCAUCUAGCGAAGCCAACUUAGGAGAAUUUAAGGGUGAUAAUACAAUUUAUGGCAAUGAGUGUAUGGAGUUGACAACUAACUAUAGGAUACAAGUUUUGCCAUCAGAAAGUAACUUAUCUAAAAGAGAAACUCAAAACCAGAAUGUCAUGAUGAAUAUUACAACAAUGGAUAGAACUGAAGCGCCAGAGAAGAAAGCAGUUCUUAAGGAUAAACUAAUUGCUGCUUUGCAAGACUCUUUCCCAAACCCUGAAAAUAAAAUUCAUAUUACCAAAAGUCAUACUAUGGAGUUAGAAACCCACACAGUCACACGGAUUUCUAAUCAAGGUGCUAGCACAUUGGCUGAAACCUCAGAAUCUGCAUGUUCCAAUCCAGCUAUCCAAGGUUAUAAGACAAUUUUUUAUACUAGUAGCAAUGAUGCAAUGGAACUGACUAAGUGUCUCUCAAGUAUAAGAGAGGAAAAAAAUUUGCUGAACCCUGAUGGUAAAUAUUCCAAAAUAUGCGCAAAUCUAGAUGCUGAUCCACUGGGAGCAAAAGAGGAUAACAUGGACAUUACCAAGAGUCACACAGUUUUAAUAGAUAAUACAAUAUUCAAACAAGGUCAAGGAAACACUAAAAAAGAAAUAACAUCUAUACCAGUAUUUGAAAAAGAAAUGAUGCUCCAAAAUCAUAUAACUAUGUCAGAAGAUGAGAAAAUGAAUGUAAAUUAUAAUGCAGCUCCUCAAGUAUCUAAGGAAAGAUUGCAGCAGAACCUGACAGACACUUUAUCUGUUUCACUGGCUGACAGAAAGACUGAACUCUUAGCAGGUGAAGAUAUGGAUUUGACUGAAAGUCACACAAGUAAGCUAAGAAGUCAAUUUAUUCCUACUUUUGACUUAACAUCAAAGAAUGUCACUAAAUCUUACUCACACAACCAAAGCCCUUCAGAAGAGUGGGGAAAGCUGGGCAAACAAGUAGUCCUAGGACAUGCAGUACAAGACCAGCGUUCUAAACUUCUUGAACCACAGAGGAAAAACAUAGAUGCUCCUGACUGUUCUCAUAAGAUGAUAAUUUCUUCAGAGGAGGAGCAAACUAUGGAUCUGACAAAGAGCCACACUAUUGUAAUUGGGUUUGGUCCUUCUGAUGUACAAGAACAUAGUAAUACUAGUUUAGAACACAGAAACAUCCAACUCACAGCAGGAAGGAAACAAAAAGCUGUGAACAUUCCUGUAGAAAACAGAGUAGGAGCAACUAAUGAUAUGGACAUGUUGAAGGACAGAAGUCAGCAUAAGCCUGAAUUUCUGAAGGAAAAGCAAAAUACCAAAAUUUGUGGAAGGAAAAGUGCUGGUGGACUGAAAAUUGAUAAAACUAUUUUAUUUUCAGAGGGUAGUGAGAAUGAUAUGGAUGUCACCAAGACUCCCACAGUUAAAAUAAACCACAGAUCUUUAUUAGACAAACAUGAUUCUCGCUUAGUACCUUUGGCAGAAACUUCGAAAACCAUUUUGUAUUCAUGUGGACAGGAUGAAAUGGAAAUCACUAAAAGCCACACAACUCCUUUAGAAUGUAAAAUUGUCUCACCGCAUGAAAUAACCCCUGGUCAUCUGGACAAGACUAUGAUGUCUAUAGAUGGUCAUGAGGAGCUAGAGAUGACAAAGUCCCAUACUGUUUUCAUUGAUUACCAAGCAGAGAUGACAGGGGUGCUUCCCAACAGACUUCACUUUGAAUUAUCCAAAAAGGAAAACCUACAAGAGCCAAAAGUGACGUCUAUUCCUGCUGAAGAGACUGUUUCCGUUUCUAACAAUAGUGAAAGCAGGCAGCCAGCAGCAAAAGGCAGCCAGCUAACGGUGCUAGAGGAAAAGUCUAAUAGUGGGCCUAGGGAAGACACUAAUGAUGUUCAAAAGCCUAGAUUUCUGAAUGAACUUCUGUCAGGCAAAACUCAGAGGAGAAAAAGACUUAGGCUCCAAAACAAGACCAUUACAUUUCCAGAGAAUGAUAAUAGAGAUGCCACUCAGGGUUCUGUGAUGGAAAUGCGUAAUGAAAGUAGCCUGGAAGAUAGAGAGGGCUUCAGUUUUGUACCAUCGACAGGAACUUCUAAACCAGUUUUGUCUGCACACAGGCCAGAGGACAUAGAGAUCUGUAGAAGUCAACCCUCUGCUUCAGAAUAUAAAACUGUCCCACCAGAUGAAAUAACUACUGUACCUGUGGACAAAACUAUAAUGUUUGUAGAUAAUCUCAGUGAUCUGGAUGUCACCAAGUCCCAUACAGUUUUCAUCGAUUGUCAAGCCAAAGAGAAAUUACUUCAUGACUGUACUAAAUUGGGAAUGGCAACAACAAGCUUGAGUGGUCCUGAAGGUGAUGCCAGUAUUCAAGCAAUCAUCACAAAAACAGUAGUUGAAAAAAACCACCAUAUGACAACUGUUAUUCCUCCUAAUACAUUAUCAAGUGAUCAAAGUACAAUGGAAAUCAUCAAGUUUCAUAAAGCUGAUCUAGAUGAGGUCAUAGGAAAGGCUGUGGAAGCCAAUACAUUGAAACAAACUAAACUUGAAAGCUGUCCAUUAAAUAGAAUAGGUGGAAAGACUGUGGAUUUUACAGGCAGUGGUGUAGCAUGUAGAGUCAGCGACAAGUACUCCUCUUUAUCAAACGUCACCUCUGAUAGUUGGCAUGGCGGUAUGUCCUUGUGUGAUCAAAAUAAGGAGAAAGCCAGUAAUUGCCAAGUGCCAAAUGAGUUUGCUCAUGCAGGUGUUUUACCAAGUAGCUAUCACAUGGAAUCUGAAGUACUGUCUGUCUUUGCACCUUGUCCAAGUACCACAGCAGUGCUUAAAGAUCAAGAUCUGAUAAAAGAGCCUCUGAGGGAGAUGACUAAAUCUAACUCAAAGCAUGCAUCUCCUAAACUCUCAAAGGAUCAAAUGGAGGCCUUUGUAGUUGAUGUUAGUGUUGUUUCUCAGCCUCUUCUCUCAGCUCAGCAACAUCUAUCAACUCAAAAAGACCAGGGUGCUGCCAGUGAAGAUGAAAGAGUAUUGUCUAAGGCUGGAAUGAAGACUUUACCUUUACUUACAGGAAAUUUCUCUGCACCCUCAUGUGAAAAUGUGUCCAAAAUGCUCACUAAUGCAGAACACUUUGCUAUAAACUACAAAAAAGAACUGAAGGAAAGUACUCAAGCAGAUAAAUGUAAUACAGAUAUAGAUUGCCAUGGUAAUUCAGCCCUGACAGCACAAGCCAUUCAAAUCCAUGCCAACACUACAGAAGCCCCAGACCCUACAGCUCCAUCUAAUGUUUCAUGUUUUAGCAGUGUCAAACCAAGUCUGAGUAAUUUGAAUAGAAAAACUGAGGACAUUUUAGAUUUUCAGACUGUUCAUAUGUUACCUCCUGCAAAACAGUUACUUGAAGUAGGAAAGCAGGCACAUGAUAACAUGAAUAUGGGACAAGCUACAGGAGUACAUAGCCUAGGUUCCAGUGAGGAUAGAGAUGAAGAAGGUGUAUCUACACCACUAAAAGCAGUUAAGGACAAAAUGAGAAGAUGUUCAUUGGGAAUCUUUUUACCCAAACUACCAAGCAAGAAAAGUUGUAGCAUCACUGGCGUUGAUGACCUGGAGCAAAUUCCAACAGAUGCAACCGAGUUAACUCACUUAGAAGCUCAGCCAAUAUCUACUAAAGAUUCAGGUCUUGGAUCUAUUGCAGCCAAACUGAACUUGAGCCCAUCUCAGUAUAUAAAUGAGGAAAAUCUCCCUAUGUACCCUGGUGAGAUAUUUUCAUCAGAGUCUAUUAGCUUAGACAUCGAAGAAAAUGCUAUGAUUGACACAGAUCACAAAGAGAUUUUAUCAUCUGAAAACAAAAUAGAAACCUGCAGUGCACAAAAAAGAGCCUGGGCACAAGAUGAUAAUGUUACAAGUGAGAAAAAAAUCAGAACAUAUGAUGAUGGUACACAAGAUCAUGAGAUUUUUUAUCAUCAUACUGAAGGAGAUAUCAAUAAAAACGUCAACAGUGUAUUGAUAAAAAGCCUAAGCAGGACACCGUCUAGUUGCAGCAGCUCUCUGGAUUUAUUCAAGGCUGAUGGAAUCUCUUUGGAUGUCAGCACACAGCGUAACAGCCAAAUGGAAUCACAGUUUCUCAGUGACACUAUCUGUGAAGAGAGUUUGAGAGAGAAACUCAAGAAUGGCCAAAUUACAAUAAAGGAGUUCUUCAUACUUCUUCAGGUCCACCUCUUAAUACAGAAGCCCAGGCAGAGCAAUCUCCCAGCCAGAUUUACUAUGGACACAUCACCCACCCCAGAAGACCUGAUGCUGAGACAAUAUGUCUAUGGACCCAAGAUACGGAUUUACAGAGAAGAUUGUGAGCUUCUUCGACAAAAGAUUGAAGAGUUAAAGGUCUCUGCAUUGAACCAAGAUAAACUAUUGAUCGAAGUAAAUAGGAACUUGUGGGAAAAAAUGAAAGACUACUCUGAUGAAGAGCUGAAGACCUAUGGAAUUUACCUUAACAAAAUAAAGUCACGUUAUACCAAGAUGACAAAAGUCUUCACCCACCAAGGCAAAGUGGCUCUGUAUAACAAAUUGGUGCAUUCAGCUGAGAAUGAGAAGAAGAAACUUCAGAUAAAAAUAAAUGAGAUGGACAACAUACUUAAGAAGAUCAAUAACUGCCUCGUGGAAGUGGAAAUUGAAACUAAGAAUUUGGAGAACGAAGAGAAAGAUGAUCCUAUGGAAGAAUGGGGUUCUGAAGUGAGAGACGCAGAGAGAGAACUGGAACAGCUGAAAGCUGAAGAGGAGGCGCUUCAAAGGAAGCUCAUAGAAGUAGAGACACAGAAAGUGCAGACCCUUGCUCAGAUAGAAUCUACAAAAGAACAAACAACUAAAACUGAAGAAUUACUGGAUCAGUUGAGUCUGACUGAGUGGGAUGUCAUUGAAUGGAGUGAUGAUCAAGCUGUAUUUACCUUCCUUUAUGACUCAGUAGAACUCAUCAUCACCUUUGGAGAGCCAGGAGUUGGCCUCCCUUUCUUGGACAAGGCUUACAGGAAGAUUAAUGAGCUCAAAUUUCAGUCUCUGUUAGAUGAAGAUAAAGCUCCUCCCUCCUCCCUUUUGGUUCAUAAGCUUAUUUUUAAAUACAUUGAGGAGCAGGAGUCUUGGAAGAAGAAAUGCACAACACAGCAUCAAGUACCUCAGAUGCUUCAAGAACUCUCACUUGUAGUGAACCGUUGCAGGCUUCUUGGAGAGGAGAUUGAAUUUUUAAAGAGAUGGGGGCCAAAUUAUAGCCUAAUGGAUAUAAAUGUGAAUAAUACUAAAUUGGCACUUUUAUUCUCCAGUUCUGCAGCAUUUGCAAAGUUUGAGAUAACUUUGUCUUUCUCAGCCCAUUAUCCCUUGGUCCCGCUACCAUUCACCGUUCAAAAUCACCUUGGGAACACUGGCCACGAUGAAAUUGCUGCCGUUAUCUCCAAAGUGCCCUUGGGAGACAACUACCUGAAGACUAUAGUUAAGCAAAUUUACCAAGAUCUUCUUAAGGACUGAAACUUUUGCUAUAAGACUCUCAGAUCACAGCUGUCACAGCUAAGGAAAAAUGUGUUCACCCCAGCAUAGAGCCGAACUCUUGUAACCUCAGGACUUAGGUGAGAGAAGAUUACAAGAUCAAGGCUUGUCUGGACUGUCUAUGAGACCUGGUCAAAAAAUAGACAAAUAGAAAAAGUACUUAAAUGAUGCUUCAAAGUCACUAUUGUCUUAACAUAUAAAACUUGAAAAUUUCCUCCUGAUGAUAUCAUAGUUAAUUUGUAUCAUUAGU
Acomys russatus (golden spiny mouse) is the source of this 6347-nucleotide messenger RNA. Its product is annotated as kinetochore scaffold 1-like. Lineage: Eukaryota; Metazoa; Chordata; Mammalia; Rodentia; Muridae. Gene Ontology annotation, cellular component: nucleus. The transcript is spliced from 19 exons. The coding region runs from base 35 to 6079 and encodes 2014 amino acids. Gene Ontology annotation, biological process: attachment of spindle microtubules to kinetochore; cell division; protein localization to kinetochore. The record is from RefSeq and is a predicted model, not a curated record.